ACAGACCUGAAAACGGCCAGCAGUUCAGGGGAGUCAGCAUGAGACGCACAACACGCGUGCAGGGAGAGAUACCUCUGCUCCGUGUGCACAGCCCCAGGGGAGACGGAGCUGGUGGAGACACAGAACCACAUGUAGACUCAGAGGAAGUAGGGGGCCAGAAGAAAUGGAGAUGCCAAGGCUCACUUGGACCUGGAGAGAGGCCUGAGCUGAAGGCCCCUGCAUCCAUGUGGCCCCUGAGGGAAAGAACUGACAGGAGCUGGCAGUGGACAGAGAGAGCAGCUGCCCCUGGCGCUGGAGACAGGCCUGAGCUGAAGGCCCCUACAUCCAUGUGGCCCCUGAGGGAAAGAGCUGACAAGAGCUGGCAGUGGACAGAGAGAGCAGCUGCCCCUGGCGCUGGAGACAGGCCUGGCUUAAAGGGGGCUGCAUCCAUGUGGUCCCUGGAAAGAAGUGGCCAGCGCCAGACGAGGAUGCUGAACCAGCAGCAGAGUGACCAGAUGCUGCAAGGUGAAGGAAAAUCGAUGCAGCACGGAAUGGCAGAACCGAGUGGUGAUGAGGCAGCGAGCAAUGCUGGGGAGCCAUACGGCUCAGCCCUGCCCUUUACCGGUCAUGGGGCCAGUGGGGCUCCGGGAGAUGAAGGACUGCCAAGGCACCUGAGGACAGGACUGUUUUGCUGGUUUCCAACAACCAGCCUGGCUCCCCAUGAGCUGGGCCACAAGAACUCCAAGGGACAUCUACGCAAGUCAUCAAAGAGCUGAGGGCAGUAUCCACACACCAUCGAAAUGCCAGAGACCCUAGUGGAGAAGUGUAAAAGAAGGUCUCCAUGCAUCCUCCAAGCACUAGUCAAUUGUAAAGAGAAUUUCUAUUGACCUUUUGGGUGGUCUUUGCAUUUUACCGCAUUGCUCAUAUAUGCCACGUGCCAUGCCUUUCCCACUGGUACAAUUCUUCCUACUAGGAAUGCCCCAUCAUUCCCCUCUUCCUUACCAAUGCAAACUUGGGUAACCCUUUUUGUAAGACUGAGCUCAAGAUCUGUGUGUGUGCAUCCUCACCAGAGGCCUCCCUAACUAACUCUACCUAACCCCAACCUUUUUCUCUUCUGUUGAUCUCUACUUUAGUUUUGUAGAUUUGGGAAUGGACAUCAAAUGUACAUCUGACAGAAAAAAGAAGAGGGGAAACAGUGGCUGGGCUGUGCUAAUAUAAUAAAAAUGGA
Molecule: messenger RNA, 1207 nt
Organism: Phascolarctos cinereus (koala)
Lineage: Eukaryota; Metazoa; Chordata; Mammalia; Diprotodontia; Phascolarctidae
Source: RefSeq, a predicted model, not a curated record